AUGAAAAUUGUUGAUUAUUUAUCAAUUAAUACAAUUUCAUAUCCUGAAAAUUUUUUAAUCAAUAAAAAUAAUUCAGAUCAAAAUAAUAUGAUUUGAAGGAUGGCUAAAAAGAGAAAAAUCAGCCACAGGACUUAUAUAAUUACUUUUAAAUCCAAAGAGUUCGAGUUGAAUCCAGUAUGAGAAAAAGCUGAGUGGCUUGGAAAACAUUUUAAGGCUUCAAUUAUGGUUAAAUCUUCAUUAACAAAUAAAUAUACAACUAUAUCAAGGUAUUAUAGCUGCAUUUUUGUAGAUUUAGAUAGCUGAAAACAAGAAGUUUCUGAUGAAGGGAGUGAAAUAACUGAAUUAACCAGAAAUGAUGUAAAAGGACUGAGUUUUAUUAUAAAAGUCUAUAAAGGGGGUAUUAUGACUGAAUACUUAAAAUCACUUGCAAAAAAUGAAAAAAUUGCUUUAAAAGGCCCUUUAGGUCCAGGGCUGUCAGUUGAUAAUUUAUCACUCCCUCCUCAUCCUUGAUCGAGCGGCUCUCAAUCGUUAGAUCAAGGAUGAAAAAAAUUUAUAUAUAUAAAAUAAAAAAUAUAUGUUUUUUAAUAUUUUGAUUUUUUGGUUAUCCCUUUAAACUGUAUAAAUUUAAUUUUUUUCCUUAUUGAAUUAAAAUUUUAAAUUUUAAAGAUAUUUUUAUAUAUUAAAAAUUUGGAUGAUAUGAAAAUCGUUCGAUCAAGGAUGGGGGCUAAUUUUCCCAAUUUUUAGGAAUCGUUUGAUCAAGGAUGGGGGUGAGUCAGGAGAAUUUAUAGCAGUUGCAGGUGGCACAGGAUUAGUACCAUUUUUAGAUUUAGUUCACUACAUUUGGGUAAAUCGAAAUAACCCUCAUGAGUUCAAGCUUACACUUAUCGUAUCUUUUCGUAGGAAAAAAGAUGUCUUUGCAUAUGAUCUUAUAAGUGCUACAGAAAGAGCUGUGAAUUCAAAUAUUUUUAAGUUCGUUUUGAUUGUAAGUAGUAAAAAACAAAAGCCCUGCUUGCGAGAACUCUUGAUUGAGAAUGGAAAGCAAAAACCGAAAAAAGCUUGGGUUUGUGGACCAUCAGGAUUCAACAGUUUUGUAGCUGAAGUAUUAAUGCAGUCUGGAUUAGAAAGACAAAAUAUCAUCAUUAUGUAA
Messenger RNA from Blepharisma stoltei, 1147 nucleotides. Lineage: Eukaryota; Ciliophora; Heterotrichea; Heterotrichida; Blepharismidae. The record is from the annotation of a GenBank genome assembly.